Melanaphis sacchari is the source of this 507-nucleotide messenger RNA. RefSeq lists its product as uncharacterized. The transcript is spliced from 3 exons. NCBI's taxonomy places the organism in Eukaryota, Metazoa, Arthropoda, Insecta, Hemiptera, Aphididae. The record is from RefSeq and is a predicted model, not a curated record. Bases 118 to 507 code for a protein of 129 amino acids.
UGGGCACAGAGAUGGAGCGGAGAAAUGUCACCCGAGGUAAUUUAACCUAUCCUUUAUGUCGCUUGUAAAAAUAUUUAAUGUAUAAUUAUUAUUUUAUAGUUAUUCACCGAAUCCGAAAUGAGGCUCAUUUCACCCUUGUCGCCAUCAAAAUACUCGGAUAUGUCGCCAAUGCACGAAGACGCUUCGCAGGUACAGGCAGCUGAUGAGGAUCGUGGUGUUGAUGAAUUUUUAGCACAGGCGACACGGGCACCAACCAUGACAUUGCCUAUUGAUGAUACCGAUGGACUAGCACAGACGGCCAUAGACAAACGUCAUAGACGUGAUUUGUACACUGAUGCACAGUACCCUCCAUGGUAUAUAAUACCACAAUAUAUAGAACCAGCGAGCCUCGCAGUUGAUGAGAACGACGGUCCGACGUCUUUCAACCACUCGCCAUCAAUUCUAGACUUCACAGGCGGCAAGUCCACGAACAAAACGGAACGUAAAACGCAAACUCUUUUUGAAUGA